Messenger RNA from Letharia columbiana, 810 nucleotides. RefSeq lists its product as uncharacterized. The record is from RefSeq and is a predicted model, not a curated record. The transcript has 2 exons. The coding region runs from base 1 to 810 and encodes 269 amino acids. NCBI's taxonomy places the organism in Eukaryota, Fungi, Ascomycota, Lecanoromycetes, Lecanorales, Parmeliaceae.
AUGAAUCCGAGGAACAGGCCGGCGAUCGAGCCACCCAUAUGUGACCAGACUAGCGAUUACGCUGCCAUCAACAGCCAACAUGACAAGAAAACCGACGAGCGGCCUCUUGUGCACGACUUCCAGACGGGCAUGGCAAUUGCACCUGUGCUUAUGAUGAUCGGUGAAGCCAUGGUGGUCAGAGCAAUACUGGGAUGGCAACCAAGAACGGUGAUCAAUGUUGCCGUAAAAGGUAAGGAAUUUAGGAUGCUUUGGUCUAGAGCACCCGGUGACUCCAACUGGAGCGACCGAAGGGUCAGUCAUGUGAGUGACGGGCAUAUCAGUGUGCCAAGUAGGAAGCAGAGAAGCUCUUUUGAGAGAAAGCAGCAGGGUGUCCUAGAGCGAGUGGAACUCUGCUGCCAAUAUUCUCAGCUCGAGAAGAUGAUCGGGGUUCUGGAUUUACGUCGUGCGAGCAAAAUUUCGAGUAAGAUAGCACUCAAAAUGGGGGACUCGCUCAGCGCAGUGACCAUCACGUUCUUAGAAGAUCUGAACUUCGGGAUCGCGAGCCUGAGCUCGAAGUCAGUCGGACAUUUACGCAAUGAACUCAGCGUUCUCAACUUCUUGAUCCACGAAGAUCGUCCACAGCCCGGAUCACCCAGCGACUCCACCAGGUCGCUCGCAAAUUCGACGGAAUACUCUCUCAGACGAUGUAUGAUCACAUCUAUAUCCGCGACCCACGUCACGGUCAUCAUGAGAAACGCGCAACACGGAUCGAAUAUAUCCGGCCACAGAUUUGUGGGAUCGCUUUUGGGUCCUAUACAUGUGAAUAGUUGA